AGAUAAAUCGAUUUCAUGUUUUAUUUAGGUCAGGGUAUUCAGGUGGUUCAAACAUUAUUAGUGGCCGACAUAGCCACUCCGGCUGUGUUAGGCUACAAUUUUUUAAAGAAUCAAAAGGCAAUCUUUAAUGUCGGGGAUGCACUGUUGACUGCAUGGCAAAGAUUUUGAUUGUAUAUUAGAGACUGAUUUGUCUACAAAGUGCCGAAUUUUAAUGCAAGAUACUGUCAGAGUGCCUCCCAUGACAGAAAUGAUUGUUCCUGGAAAAGUACAAUGUCAACACUUGGGUGAUACACCUCUGUGAAUUGAAAUGAAUGGGAAUUUGGCAGAUAGAGAAAAAUUUCCUCCCCUGAUUAUUGCCAAAUCCCUUGUUGACCCUAGUCAACCUUUCAUUCCAAUUAGAUUGGCUAAUCUUAGUUUAGAACCCUUGUUCCUUUACAAGAAUACUGCAGUAGCAACCGGGGAACCAAUAUUCGAUGUGGGGAAUCUCGUUGCUUCUUGUGGGGAAAAAGUUGAUGUUGAAGGUGGUGCUUUUGGGGAGGUUGGUAAAUCAAUGGAAAAUGUUACUCAGGUGGUGAAGGGCAAACUUGCUAGACUACGACCUGACCUUUUACCUCGCGACAGUGGCGACGAGCCGGAGGAGUCUCGACGCUAUGAUGACGGUCAUUCAGAGACUGAAGAUCCCCUAUGCUUUGGAGCGUUCCUAACUGGGGAUCCGAGAAAACGUUUAGGUCUGACCCCCUGCACUGCUGUAGCUGGCGAGGCGCUGGAAAGUGAAGCUGAAAAGUCCUUAGAAGACGCGCCUAACGUGCACCUCGUUCAGCCCUACACGGAUAGGAUGAAUGAUUGUCCAGGGCACGCCCUAUGCUCUCAUGACGAUGUUGUAGUAAGGUCUAAAUUAGUGCCUGGAAAUAACAUUGCAGCUGGUGACAUUGAAUACCAAUCUCCCGAAAAGACGGACGAAGAUAUACCUGACCAUUUAAGACAUCUGAUUGACAAUUCGACAGACAACUUGUCCAAUUGCGACCGUAUAAGAGUUAUGAAUUUUCUGUUACAAAAUCAAGAUGUUUUUCAUAAUCUAAAUUUGAUUUAUAGGCGAGACUAGUGUUAAUUAUAACAAGAUAAGAAGAAGAGUUAGCUUUAACUUAAUUCCUGAUACCAGAUGGGAAUAUUAUAUCUUAACCUGAAUUAUGAUUGACUU
Owenia fusiformis is the source of this 1198-nucleotide messenger RNA. The record is from the annotation of a GenBank genome assembly. NCBI's taxonomy places the organism in Eukaryota, Metazoa, Annelida, Polychaeta, Sabellida, Oweniidae.